This is a messenger RNA of Pararge aegeria (speckled wood butterfly), 2425 nucleotides long. RefSeq names its product dipeptidyl peptidase 3 (gene DppIII). Gene Ontology annotation, biological process: proteolysis. The coding region runs from base 62 to 2368 and encodes 768 amino acids. The transcript is spliced from 14 exons. The record is from RefSeq and is a predicted model, not a curated record. Gene Ontology annotation, cellular component: cytoplasm. Gene Ontology annotation, molecular function: dipeptidyl-peptidase activity; metalloexopeptidase activity. NCBI's taxonomy places the organism in Eukaryota, Metazoa, Arthropoda, Insecta, Lepidoptera, Nymphalidae.
ACAUAUAUUGUUAAUUUAAAUUACAAUUUCUGUCACGGUAUUUUAACUUUAUUCACAAUCAAUGUUGCGAACUGUGACUAUUAACCUUACGAAAUGCCGGCGCGUUAAAUAUGCUGAUUCAUAUGUUAUUAUUAAUAAAUGUAGACAACUUUCAUCAGGACCCUCCCAGACAAAAUUUGUUCCACCGGCUAAACUAGUUCACGCAAUGGAGGAUAAAUCAAUUUUCCAUUUGCCCAACAACCAGAGGUUUGUCGAGUUGGACUGCUCUCAAGCUUUUACAAAUUUAACUAAAGUUGAAAAAUGUUAUGCUCACUAUUUAAGUCAGGCUGCCUGGUAUGGUGGUCUUAUUGUACUUGUUCAAACAAGUCCAGAAUCCCCAAAGAUCUUUUCACUAUUGCACAGAAUAUUCAUUGCUGAGUCUGUUGAGGAUCUGAAAAAGUCUUCUAUUGAUGCUGGAGUCUCAGAAGAUGAUUUUCAGGCAUUUUUAGUGUAUACAGGAGCAUUGUUUGCAAACAGUGGUAACUACAAAGGUUUUGGAGACACAAAGUUUAUACCAAAACUUUCAAAAGAAUCAUUUGAACUCAUUAUAAAAGCUUCUAAAGCUUAUGAAAGAGACGGAACACAUGUAACUAAAUUGUGGGAAAACACAAAAAAUUUGGUGUACAGUGUUGCACCUAGAUUAACAAGUCUUGGCUUAGCCAAUAAAGGUGUCACAACAUAUUUCUCAAGCAAUUGUACUGAAGAGGAUUCCAAUCUUGUAAAUGAUUGGAUGAAAACAAAGCGCAUUGAGGCCUAUAUAUGCCGAACUUUUAAAACCAUAGAAGGAGAUGGCUUACCCUUAUUCACAAUCCACUUGGCGAGCUUCGAAGCAAGUUCGAAACCGCCUCUCACGAUGGGCAAAGAGAAAUACAAAAACGCAUACUUUCAAGUGACGCGCGGCGACUACGCGCCCUUGCUUAGUUUGGUAAACGAAAACUUGAACAAAGCCAUAAAGCAUGCGGCGAAUGAUAACGAACGAAACAUGCUCAAACAUUAUAUCAACAGCUUUAAGGAAGGUGAUUUGAGUGAACACAAGGAGGGAAGCAGAUUUUGGAUCAAGGACAAAGGGCCGAUAAUAGAAACAUAUCAAGGAUUCAUAGAAACUUAUCGAGAUCCCAGUGGGCAGCGUGCAGAAUUCGAAGGUUUCGUGGCCGUGGUCAACAAAGAAAUGUCAAAAAAAUUCGGUUCGCUGGUCAAUGGCGCUGAAGGUUUCAUCAAACUCUUACCCUGGGGACAGGACCUGGAAAAGGAUUCCUUCCUUCGACCGGACUUCACCAGCUUAGACGUUCUUACUUUCUCCGGCAGUGGAAUUCCAGCAGGCAUCAAUAUACCCAACUACGAUGAAAUCCGUCAAAACGAAGGUUUCAAGAAUGUGUCCCUCGGUAACGUGAUCCCGGCCGCGUACAAGGAGUCCGUCAUACCCUUCCUCAGCGACUCAGACAAACAGUUACUUGAAAAAUAUCGGGUGCCAGCUUUCGAGGUACAAGUGGGUCUACACGAACUUCUUGGGCACGGCAGCGGCAAGCUUCUGCGGCAAAACGCAGAUGGCACGUUCAAUUUCGACAAAGAAAAGGUCAAGAACCCGCUCACUGGCAAGGCGAUUGAGUCGUGGUACAGUGAAGGAGAAACCUACGACAGCAAGUUCACGACCCUAGGCUCCGCUUUCGAAGAGUGUCGAGCCGAGGCGGUUGGUUUAUAUCUCUCGCUACAGCCAGAAAUAUUGAAGUUGUUCGGGUACGAGGGUGAAGAGGCGCAGAACGUCGCAUACGUGAACUGGCUCAGCCUUCUCUGGAACGGCGCCGCUAAGGCCACAGAGAUGUAUCAACCAUCCACAGAAACUUGGCUCCAGGCGCAUGCGAGGGCACGUUUUGUUUUAAUGCGGUUGGUGGAACUGGAAGGAAAUGGUUUACUCACUGUCACUGAAGUCGAACCCGGCAAAAAUCUACUGCUCACAUUGGACAAGACACGUCUUGCUACUGACGGGAAGAGGAUUAUUGGUGAUUUUCUAGUGAAGUUGCAAACCAUAAAGGCGACGGGCGACGUGGCUCAAGGCGAGCGUCUCUUCGAUACGUACAGCAAGCUCGAAGAACCGUGGAGCCGCUGGCGGGACAUCGUAAUGUUGCACAAACAGCCCCGGAACAUCUUCGUGCAACCUAACACUGUGCACAAAGGAGAUGAUGUGGAGUUAAAGAGUUAUCCAGCGAGCGCAGAAGGUAUGAUCGCUGCGUGUGUGGAACGUUUUCCCAGUACGCGAGUCGAUGAUAUACUCGAACUGCUAGCGGAGGCCGAUCACAAGUACUUCGUUGACUUAGAGCAACUUGCCGACUGAACAUCCCACCUUGGAUAGUUCCACCGCCAUUAUCAAUAUACAUAUUUUAUAUCAUGU